This is a messenger RNA of Gorilla gorilla gorilla (western lowland gorilla), 8857 nucleotides long. RefSeq names its product kelch like family member 24 (gene KLHL24). Lineage: Eukaryota; Metazoa; Chordata; Mammalia; Primates; Hominidae. The record is from RefSeq and is a predicted model, not a curated record. The transcript is spliced from 8 exons. Gene Ontology annotation, molecular function: protein binding. The coding region runs from base 1813 to 3615 and encodes 600 amino acids.
AAAAAAAAAAAAAAAAAAGAUUUACUAUAUUGCAAUUAUUUUCUGACUUUCUUUCUUUUGAGUUACUAUAUAUCUUUCAAGAUAAACCUCUUGGUUAACCUUUCUUGUCAUCUCCUGUGGUGUUCUUUCAAGGUUAAAUUUGAGAAAAUGGAGUAGCGUAGAAUGUAGUAUGCAGCAGUUCACUACUACAAGUUUUAGGGGCCAUGCUAGUCAGGAUGUUGUUGCUUCCUUCAUUUUCUGGUAUUAGUUUUUAGAAGCCCCUCAUUAAUCCAUACUAUCUUUAAGGAUGUUAGUAACCUCAUCAUAUAGAAUUUCUGCAUUCUAAAGGAAACAUAAGCUUGUUUCAGUACACUCACGCUGUAGAUUAAUUCUGAUAUUACAUAUCUCCGUCAGACUUUGUACCCUCUCUCUUCUAUCCCUUACCCUUACCAAUUAGGUUGGUAUUACCUAAAAAUCCAUAGAAAAUGUCCAGGUGAAUUGCCUUAUGCUUUCUACCCCAUAAGGUAUAAUUCUAGACCAGAUUGGUUAUGAGAGGCUCUAUUCCAGUCUGCACCUGCUAAGAAUUUGAAUCUAUUUUAGUACCAAUCUUGGAGUUCUUGUUUGGCUCUACUCUUAGCCAACCCCACAGAGUCUAAAAUUGGAUCUGAAUCCAGUAUUUGCCAGCCAGUGACAGACAUAAACUAGGUUCUUUAUAAAUGUUUCAUGAAUUGACCUGCAUCCCUACAUUGAUUCAGGAUCUUAUUGUCCAUUGGGAAGGAAGAUUUACUUAGCUAGGAGUAACAAUUCCCAAAUUUGCCCUAGUUGCAAUAUUUUUUUACCAAGGGUACAUACAAGUCAGGUUCACUUCUGAAAGUAAGGAAACACAGGAUAGCAUUCACUUCAUGAUCAUAACACAGUCUGGGUAUACAUAUGUGUUUGUGUGUAUACGUUUAAAAAAAAAAGGUCAUUUAUAUUUGGUUUUGGAAUCAACUUUUGAAUUUGUCUAAACUUGUUAAGAAUUUACAAGUUCUAUUUAAAGAUAUCUGGGCCAGAAACCAGAACCACUUGUGUUUAAAUACUAUUGCUAUUCUGUACACAGCUCAAGGUUCUGGUAUUUUCUCUUAAGCAUUCCUCUUCUCCCCUUCCACCAAAAAAAAAAAAAAAAAAAAAGGAAUUGUGCCGAAUUAGUUGGUUUCUAUGGGGAUAUGGGGAUUAAGUUUCUACAAGAUUCAAGGCAGAAGAAAUAUACAUUUAUAUAUUAAAAGAUAAAAAAAUUAUUUGCUAACUCUUAGAAUUAUUUAAUGGCCCCAAACUUGGAUGAAACAUCAAUUUGCAGACACUCUUCAAAUAUCCAAUGCAGAAUUAUCACAGAGUGUAUGUUUUUUCAGUGCUACCAUUAGCUUGCUAUUGACAUUGAUUUUCUUUUACUCAUUUUUCACUCAAGAAAUUUUACUGCAGGAUAAAACUCCAGGAUAAAACUGUCAAGUGCCGGGCACGGUGGCUCACGCCUGUAAUCCCAGCACUGUGGGAGGCCGAGGCGGGCAGAUCACCUGAGGUCGGGAGUUUGAGACCAGCCUGACUAACAUGGAGAAACCCUGUCUCUGCUAAAAAUACAAAAUUAGCUGGGCAUCGCGGCACAUGCCUGUAAUCCCAACUACUAGGGAGGCUGAGGCAGGAGAAUCGCUUGAACCUGGGAGGCAGAGGUUGCGGUGUGGAAAUUAAAACAACACACAUAUUUUGACUGGGGCUUUGAUCAACUAAAUGCUAAAAAGCCACAUAAAGAAGAUCCCUAACAGUCAUUUCUCAACAAUUAUAUAGUCAACUGAUGUAACAAUGGUACUAAUAUUGGGACGCAGACUAAACAGAGAGGAUCUUGGGGUGCGUGAUUCCCCAGCAACUAAGCGUAAAGUUUUUGAAAUGGACCCCAAAUCUCUGACAGGUCAUGAGUUUUUUGACUUCUCUUCAGGAUCAUCCCAUGCCGAAAACAUACUCCAGAUAUUUAAUGAAUUUCGUGAUAGCCGCUUAUUCACAGAUGUUAUCAUUUGUGUGGAAGGAAAAGAAUUUCCUUGCCAUAGAGCUGUGCUCUCAGCCUGUAGCAGCUACUUCAGAGCUAUGUUUUGUAAUGACCACAGGGAAAGCCGAGAAAUGUUGGUUGAGAUCAAUGGUAUUUUAGCUGAAGCUAUGGAAUGUUUUUUGCAGUAUGUUUAUACUGGAAAGGUAAAGAUCACUACAGAGAAUGUACAGUAUCUCUUUGAGACAUCAAGCCUCUUUCAGAUUAGUGUUCUCCGUGAUGCAUGUGCCAAGUUCUUGGAGGAGCAACUUGAUCCUUGUAAUUGCUUAGGAAUCCAGCGCUUUGCUGAUACCCAUUCACUCAAAACACUCUUCACAAAGUGCAAAACUUUUGCGUUACAGACUUUUGAGGAUGUAUCCCAGCACGAAGAAUUUCUUGAGCUUGACAAAGAUGAACUUAUUGAUUAUAUUUGUAGCGAUGAACUUGUUAUUGGUAAAGAGGAGAUGGUUUUUGAAGCCGUCAUGCGUUGGGUCUAUCAUGCCGUUGAUCUGAGAAGACCACUGUUACAUGAGCUUCUGACACAUGUGAGACUCCCUCUGUUGCAUCCCAACUACUUUGUUCAAACAGUUGAAGUGGACCAAUUGAUCCAGAAUUCUCCUGAGUGUUAUCAGUUGUUGCAUGAAGCAAGACGGUACCACAUACUUGGGAAUGAAAUGAUGUCCCCAAGGACUAGGCCACGCAGGUCCACUGGCUAUUCUGAGGUGAUAGUUGUCGUUGGAGGAUGUGAGCGAGUUGGAGGAUUUAAUCUUCCAUACACUGAGUGCUACGAUCCUGUAACAGGAGAAUGGAAGUCUUUGGCUAAGCUUCCAGAAUUUACCAAAUCAGAGUAUGCAGUCUGUGCUCUAAGGAAUGACAUUCUUGUUUCAGGUGGAAGAAUCAACAGCCGUGAUGUCUGGAUUUAUAACUCACAGUUAAAUAUUUGGAUCAGAGUUGCCUCUCUCAAUAAAGGCAGAUGGCGUCACAAAAUGGCUGUCCUCCUUGGUAAAGUAUAUGUUGUCGGUGGCUAUGAUGGGCAAAACAGACUUAGCAGCGUAGAAUGUUAUGAUUCCUUUUCAAAUCGAUGGACUGAAGUUGCUCCCCUUAAGGAAGCCGUGAGUUCUCCUGCAGUGACUAGCUGUGUAGGCAAACUGUUUGUGAUUGGUGGAGGACCUGAUGAUAAUACUUGUUCUGAUAAGGUUCAAUCUUAUGAUCCAGAAACCAAUUCUUGGCUACUUCGUGCAGCUAUCCCAAUUGCCAAAAGGUGUAUAACAGCUGUAUCCCUAAACAACCUGAUCUAUGUUGCCGGUGGACUGACCAAGGCAAUAUACUGUUACGAUCCAGUUGAAGAUUACUGGAUGCACGUACAGAAUACAUUCAGCCGUCAGGAAAACUGUGGUAUGUCUGUGUGUAAUGGUAAAAUAUAUAUCCUGGGCGGAAGACGGGAAAAUGGAGAAGCCACAGACACUAUUCUCUGUUAUGAUCCUGCAACAAGUAUCAUCACAGGGGUAGCUGCAAUGCCCAGGCCAGUGUCCUAUCAUGGCUGUGUGACUAUUCAUAGAUACAAUGAGAAAUGCUUUAAACUCUGAAGACAGGAUACCUCACCGAAGAAGCCACACUGAUCCAAGAUGGGAGGUUUUAAAAACUCUAGAGUGGGAACUUCACAUAUCUCCUUUGUGCCAUAUGCAAAAAAUAGUAAAAAUAAUAAUUUGGUGCCUUUCUCCUCAAAAUAUCAAUCUUUCAAACUAUAAUAAAGCCUUUCCUAUAAUUGAAAAAAAAACUUUUUUGUUAAAGGUAAUGGUGGUUGUUACUUGGCCUUUGAAGAGUGUACCUUUGUAAGUAUUUGUAAGAAGUCUAUGUGAAUUAGGAAAUGUCUGUCUGCAUACCUUUUAGGAAUGUGUGAAUGGUGUCUUCACUUAUUAUGUAUGUUUAUCUGUAUGUAUAUUCCUUAUUUUGUCAUAUAUGUAGAGAAAAUUGCAUGACUUGAGGCAUCAUUUAGGUUGAAGAAGUUAAUGCUUAGAAUGCAUUCUAGGAGAAAAAAUCAGUUUUAAAAACCUUUGUUGUUAACAAAGUAUAUCCAGAUUGGUUAAUUUUAUUGAAGGGUUUUUUUCUGUAAUUGAUAAAAAUGUAAUGACAACAAUUCAGGUAUCAUAAAAUACUGAACUAUUGUGACUUUAUUCUUAGAAUUGCUGUCUUACAUUAAACAUGUUUUUAGGGGGAAGUUAGGUAGGAGAUAGAAAAAUAAGUGCCCCUACAAGGGGGAUUAAAAUUACAAGUUAAUUCCUAAGAGAAAAAUGGAAUGGCCUUUGAAGGAAAAAUGACCCACUAUGGCUCUCAAAGUUUUUAUGCAUUAUCUCUUCAAUCCUCUAAGAAAGCAUCUUUUCUUAACUUGAUAAAGCAGUUGAAACCCAUUUUGCAAUAUUGUUUUGUGAAAAACAGGGACAGCCAGCCAGGCACAGAGACUCACAUCUGUACUCCCAACUACUCAGCAGGCUGGGGCAGGAGGAUUGCUUGAGCCCAGGAGUUUGAGGCUGCAGUGAGCUAUGAACGCACACUGCACCCUAGCCUGGGCAACGGGGUGCGACACUGUCUCAAGAGAAAAGAAAAAGAAAAAUAGGGAUAGGUUUUCUUUCCUAGCCCAGUAGAGUUUGACCUCAUUAGUAUGGUGCUUUGGGUGAGGACCUCUUCCUUGAUUAUCCUACUUUCUAGUGAACAGCUAAAAUUCCUGAGAGUCUCUACUGUUAAGGUACCUUUAAUAGGAUAAAGCAGGGACCACCUAUCUCAGUGGGUCCAUUUUUCUUUUAAAAUUAGUUAUCUGAAAAAACUUAGCAGUAGUUCCCAUCUUUAAGGUAAGUCUUUCAUUUGGUCCCCAUUGUGUAAAAUACUAAUCAACAUUUUCAAGCUUCUAUACAACAGACUGCUUUUGUCUAGAUUUCUCAACUCCAUUUUAUAAAGCUUAUCAGUUUUCAGAGAGGAAUGUGAAUUUUUUUUCUAAUGCAAAUAGAUGGAUAUGGCAGGAACUACAGCAUAAGUGAUUAUUGUGAUUCUGGGUGGACAGAUAUAAUUUACAGCAUUUAGGGAUGUUCUAGGUAGCCUGCUGUAGUUUGACUUCCAGUCACUGUUGUCUUUCACAUUAUAAUUUGUAUAUUUCUUAUGAUAGAAGGGAUGAUGCAAAUAUGUAAUUAGAGUGUCACCAGAUUUCUGUUAAAACCAAGGUUGAAAUAAAAAGCCUAACAUUGGUAAGCUACAUUGUUUUCUCAUUUUAGAAUGAUUCAGAGAUUUCAAAUAGACAUUUUUUAAACUUUAAUGCUUAGCUAGAAUCUACAUUCUGAGGAAAACUCUAAAAAACUUAAAAAUUUUUAGGGAAUUUUUAUUUUUCAAAUCAUAAUUUUAAAAUGAUAGAUACCAUUCUGUGAUAACAGCAAUUCAGAAAACAAUUUUCUAUCCUCUUAGUUGAAAGAAUGUAGGUACAGUUUGGAUACUUGUACUUUAAUUUUAGAGUAAACAUCUGCAUUAUACUCUUAUAGAUAAUAGAAUUAUUUAGUUAAGAAAUUCUUUACAGUAAAUGAGAUAAUGUGUGAAAAAGUAUUUUGUAAAUGCUGAGGAUUCUACAAAUGAUAGUUGUUAUUUUCAUGUGUAUUUGUAAGAUCAUGUCCAUUUCAUGAAUAUAGGACUUCACAUAAAAAAAGACUUUCUCAAGAUAACUUUAUAUUCUAGUGUUUUUCUGUUGUAAAAAGUAUUAACUUUACUUUUAUUUUGUUAUACAUUUAUUUUAAUAUCCAUGUGUUUAUUAUAGUAAAUUUGAAAUGAAAUCCUGAAAAACAGAAUUUUUUUAAACACAGACCUCACACCAAUAUUUUUUCUCUACAUAAUUUAAAACUACAUAAAUUAAGUACUUAAAAUUUAUAUUGAAGGGCACCAAGAAUUUAGGUUGAAUCUUAGAAAAUUUAAAUAACUAUUUUUAAAGUUACCCAACUUAUAUUUUAAUUUUUUAAUAUUUAUCUUCCUUUACUAAUUCUUGAUAAAUAAUAGCGUUAGACUUGAUAAAAUAAAGAAAUUUUAGAGUAGAAUUAAUAAAAGGGAUAUAUCAACCAAAUUGGUGUCAGAUUGUAUUCAUUCUCUCAUCACAUAAAGAUUUUUUUUUUGAUAGGUGAUGCUCAUAUGAACCUUUGGUUUAGAAUCUAUAUAUGUACAUGUGUAUGUAUGUAGAUAGUAUGGUUGUAUACACACAUAUAUACCAAACACCAUAAAUUUUAGCAGUCUGUGAUGGUCAGCAAAAAAGCACAUAAAGUAAAAAUUAGUUGACCAUGCUAAAUUCAAUUCUGGAAGAUUUUUUUAUUUGGGCAUUUCUAGAACUUUUUACAUUUGAAAGUACAUGAUGAGUAUUAGUAACGAUGACUUAUGUAUAAUCAGAAUCUUUAUGACAAUUUAGUUUUACAAGGUCAGAAGAGAUGAGUUUGCUAAACCCAGCUGUGAUACCUCAGUUGGAAAGGGAAUUCAAAGGUAUGCUUUGUAGAACAGAAAAGUACAGUUUUUUUUUCCAUGAACUUUAAUCAUUUUCUGUUUUUCCUCUAUGUGAGUCAGCUACAAAAGUGGUCUAAUUUUUACAACAGUAGAACUUCCUCCUUUUCUACUCUAAUCUUCCCACUGACUUUACUGCACAGGUAUGAAAUACUAGUGUAUUGGAUCUUCAGUAACCUUUUUAUUUCCUAGAUGAUUGAAAUAUAGGUAUUUACUCCAUUUAAACCAGGUGAUAAGAUGAUGUAAAUACUCAGGGAGGGUAUUAACUUGUUACUUUUGCUCGUUUGGGGUGUAAAGUGCCAUGACUGAAUAAUCUUCAAUUCAUGAUUCUAGAGUAAGUUUAAUUUGGAAAAGGGGGCUUCACACAUGGUGGUGGUUGAACAUUGAUUCUUUUAUACUUAAAAAGAUGAAAAUGUUUUGUGAACUGAUACAUUUUAUCUUACUGAAUAUGAAUUGUUUAUGUAUCUCUACUGUCAAAUAGCCUUUUUGAAACUCAGGAAAGACAAAGGUUCAAUUACACCACUUUUGUCAAUAAGCAAACCAGGUAUUUUUUUUUUCCUGUUGUCUGGAUAUGGCAAUAGAUUUUUUAAAUUGCUGUGAGAACCCAUAUAUGAAAAGAGAGGAGUUGAAUUGUGUGUGCCUUUUAUGUCUUGAGAUUUAUAUGUGGAAAAGACGACAUCUACUUCAAACUGUAUUUUCUUUUUCGUUUUUUUUUUUUUUUUUGUGGGGUGGGAGGACGGGGUCUUGCUCUGUCGCCCAGGCUGGAGUGCAGUGGCGUGAUCUCAGCUGACUGCAACCUCCACCUCCCGGGUUCAAGGGAUUCUGCCUCAGCCUCCCGAGUAGCUGAGACCACAGGUGCGUGCCACCACACCCGGCUAAUUUUUUUGUAUUUUUAGUAGAGACGGGGUUUAGUAGAGACGGAUCACUCCUGACCACGUGAUCCGCCCGCCUCGGCCUCCCAAAGUGCUGGGAUUACAGGCGUGAGCCACCACCCCCGGCCUGUAUUUUCAGAGAGGAGAGCUUGGUGUUUAUGUGGUGCCAAGUGGUAAGAUAAUGUCUCUUCGAGGCUUCCUAUGGACUGCCUUUAUUUUAGUAAACUCAAGACACCAGUUAACCUCAACAGAGUUUUGGCCUUAUUAGAAUUUGUUGUGCAUCUUAUUGAAAGCCAGGUUUACAUCACCUCACCCCAUUAUUCUUUUUAGUUAAAUAAAUUUACCAUGCCAAGUAACCAGAAUGGAGCAAAUUGGUUGAUCUUUAAGGCAGUAGGUUUGACUAGCUAGCUAUCAUUAUUGUCACAUCUAAUGCUAGGCACCAGAAACCAUUUGAGCCAGUAGUGUGAAUGAAUAAUUCCAGAGACACUUUAGACAUUUUUUAAUGUUUUAUAUGAACAUUUUACAUUUGUGUGAUUGCCUUAGAUAUUAAAUUUUCCUAGUGCUGAAAGUUAUCAUAAAUAAAUUUUUUAAAAACAGCAACAUUCAUAACUUAUUUUAUAUAUUGUUCCAAAGAAAAGAAUUUGUUUUAGUGGUUUCAAAAUAACUGCACCUGAAUUUGUUUAUGUGCCUUAAGUUCUCUAGUGCUAUUUCAACUUUUUUUCAAUCUAAAUGAAGCUUACCUUAGAUAAGGUUCAUAUUUGUUUCCUAUAGAGUAAAUAAACUUCCCCUUCUUAAAUUGUGUAAUAAGCACCAACGUGUGGUUGCUUGGCAGAAUGAGAAUGUUAAGGGAGAUUGUUGGAUGUUUGGAGUUUCAUUAUAUUUUUUGUUUUUAUUUUUUGAUACCUAGGUGCUUUUUAAAAUAUUCAGACAAAUAUCUAUCUUACAUUGAUUAAACCCGUGUAAAUUCAUUUGCAGUAUCUACAUCGAAUGUCAAAAAAGUAUACUUAUUUUUGUUCCAUACUUAUGUACAAUUUUUUCCCUCUUCAGGCUUUUUCAUUUAACUUUCUUGAAAAAGCACUUACUUUCCCCUUCCCUAUCACCCCUCCCCCAAGGUUUCUUUAUUUAAAUUUUUAUUGAGAGUUGUUGGAGCUCUAAGACAAUACAAAUUUAGAGUUGAACAAAAGUAUAAUCUGCUUUACAACUAGUAUAGACCUAAGGUCAUUUGCUUUCAAUUAGAGGCUCCAGAGUCUUCAUAGUGGAAAGAAUGCUUUGUAUUUAAUUGUUCUUAGUUAAGUUGUAGCACGUGAAUACUUACUUACAUGUUUUGUUUAAAUAUACUUCUUGCAUAGUUUAAUUUUUUAAAAGUUGUAUCUAAUAAAAUGUCUUUUAACCAUUAUUACUUGACUAUAUGGUUGUAUUAAAUUUUGUUUACCAAAAA